Molecule: messenger RNA, 402 nt
Organism: Zasmidium cellare ATCC 36951
Lineage: Eukaryota; Fungi; Ascomycota; Dothideomycetes; Mycosphaerellales; Mycosphaerellaceae
Exons: 1
Coding region: 1-402 (133 amino acids)
Source: RefSeq, a predicted model, not a curated record
AUGUCUCUGGCUUCGAAUUCCAGUCGAAGUUCGACUCAAUCGUCUCUCCACACCCCCACAAGCCGACCAAUCAGCAUCGCAUCGACAUCCUCGCCACGAAACAGCUUUAGCUGCUCGACCACGAACCCGUACUCAUCUUGCGCAUACCCAAGCUGGCGAUCUGGCUCUGCUCUUCGCAAGAAUGGAACUCCCAGCUCGUAUGUGAGCGACCAGGAUCUCUUUGGCGACGACGAUGAGCAGUACCUGAGUGAGCCACCGCCACCUCCACGCCCAGCCGAAGUCUGGAUGGCGAAGCCGCUUUUGCCGCCGGUCUACCCCGUCAAGUCGAGGAAGAGCAGCAGCUCUAGCAGCGGCAGUCACAAGAAGAAGCGACACAGCAGCUCAGAGAAGGCCAAGGAGUGA